Messenger RNA from Trametes versicolor FP-101664 SS1, 1155 nucleotides. RefSeq lists its product as uncharacterized. The transcript is spliced from 2 exons. Lineage: Eukaryota; Fungi; Basidiomycota; Agaricomycetes; Polyporales; Polyporaceae. The record is from RefSeq and is a predicted model, not a curated record. The coding region runs from base 1 to 1155 and encodes 384 amino acids.
AUGGAAAAACUUCCGGCUGAACUCAUGCUUACGGUCUUCGCCUUCGCCUGCACCGACGGCGGACGGACAGGCUGUGCGCUUUCACUCGUAUCCAAACAUAUCCGCGAAGUCUCGCGUCCGCUCCGUUUCUACUCCAUCGCCCUGGUCAGGUCCCCGCGCAAGCUCCAGCUUCUCGUCAAUCGACUUGAGGACGAACAGGCCAUGCUCGGACCAUGUGGUACCAAGCCCAGGGCCCGUCACCUCUUCCUCGUGACCGCCGGUAUAGAGGAGAGGUUAGAGGAGCUAGCGCUGUUACUCGACGGGCUCCCCAGACCCGACCCGCCCUCUUCUCCGGAAGGGUCCAUCUUUCGGACCAAACACAAUAACGAUACAAAGGCGGUCCAUUCGCAGCCUUGCCAGCCUUUCCGGUUGCAGGACCAGGAGCUUUCUCUCGGCCUAGUCGAUGCACUCAUCCGCGCCGUGGCGGCCGACCUCGAAACCCUCACCAUUCUGCAGGGGGAAGAGACUCUGCCGGCCGACGUGACGUUCCCCCAACUGCGGGAGCUCACCGUCAUCGAUGGGGGGAGGCAUCUCAUCGACUUCGCCGACAGCACUGGUAGCCAUCCACUCUUCCCCGCGGUGAGGCGUCUACAUCUCAUUGUGGAGGCGCCCUGGGUGCAAUUGGAGCGUGGCGGGGAUCCCGGAGGAGCGAUGAUGGACCUCAGCAAGUGGACAAAGCACGCGCCUUCCGUGGCGCACCUUCGCAUAUCCGAGCUGGCAAGUCCGUAUGUUGACAUCGUCAAGGCUGUAUACGUUGGCGAUCCGUCCUCUGGCCGUUCGGACGCGGGCCGACUACCGUUCAAGCAUUUGCAACAGGUCGUCAUCCAGCCGGAAGCGCCACCAAGUCUGGGCUGGUGUGGGAACCCGCUCAUGAACUACCUUCGAUUCGUGACAUCCCUAUGGCGGUCCCAAGCGCAGGCUGCAGUGCCCCUAUACAUCGUACCACCUGCGAAAGGUCGAGGGCCAGUAAGCAAACGAUGGACGCAACAGGCACGGGAGGAAUGGGGCGCACAGGUCGAGGGCCGACUAGGCGGUUGGGAGAACCCGUCAGAGGAAUACGCACAUCUCAGCCAGCGAGGGGACAGUCCUCCGAAGUACCUGACUCCGUGGAAGUAG